AAGGUCGCCACUCUCGAGUUAAAAAGCAUGUUAAUUCUCCACAUCCAAAUAUUUACGUUGCAAUAGAUUUAUUGCAAAAGAAACAAUCAUUAGCCUCGAUCACAAGAUUACGUGGCGACCUGGGUGCUCCAACUCCAAAACGUCGUAAAAAUAACGUGAUUUCAGAAGAAUGUUUAAUGAAAUUAUGGAAACGUUAUGAUGAAAGUCGUAUUGAUAUGCCAACAUUCUUGAAAGCUGUCGGAAUGAGAUAUUUUCAACGACCAUCAAAAAGUUAA
Rotaria sp. Silwood2 is the source of this 275-nucleotide messenger RNA. The record is from the annotation of a GenBank genome assembly. NCBI's taxonomy places the organism in Eukaryota, Metazoa, Rotifera, Eurotatoria, Philodinida, Philodinidae.